Molecule: messenger RNA, 1191 nt
Organism: Callorhinchus milii (elephant shark)
Lineage: Eukaryota; Metazoa; Chordata; Chondrichthyes; Chimaeriformes; Callorhinchidae
Gene: chrna5
Product: cholinergic receptor, nicotinic, alpha 5
Exons: 5
Coding region: 16-1191 (391 amino acids)
Biological process (GO): chemical synaptic transmission; signal transduction; nervous system process
Cellular component (GO): neuron projection; synapse; postsynaptic membrane
Molecular function (GO): acetylcholine-gated monoatomic cation-selective channel activity; transmembrane signaling receptor activity
Source: RefSeq, a predicted model, not a curated record
CGGCCAGUGGAUCACAUGAAGGACACAGUGGAUGUGAAGUUUGGGCUUGCGAUCUCCCAACUUGUGGACGUAGAUGAAAAGAACCAGCUAAUGACAACAAAUGUUUGGCUGAAACAGGAGUGGAUGGAUGUGACAUUGAAGUGGGAUCCAGAGAAGUAUGCAGGCAUUAAAUCAAUCCGUGUGCCCUCUGAUUCCAUAUGGUCUCCAGAUAUCGUUCUAUAUGAUAACGCUGAUGGAAAUUUUGAAGGCUCAGUGACCAAAUCGAUAAUUAGGUAUGACGGUACCAUCACCUGGAACCCGCCAGCAAACUACAAAAGCUCUUGCACCAUAGACGUCACCUUCUUUCCCUUCGACCUCCAGAAUUGUUCCAUGAAAUUCAGCUCCUGGACAUAUGAUGGCUCCCAGGUAGACAUAAAGCUUGUGGACAAGCAGGUGGACAAAACAGACUUCUUCGACAAUGGCGAGUGGGAAAUCAUCUCUGCAACAGGACACAAAGGCAACCGAACCGAUGACUAUUAUUGGUAUCCACACAUCACAUACUCAUUUGUUAUCAGGCGCCUGCCUUUGUUUUACACUUUGUUCCUCAUAAUCCCAUGUAUUGGUUUAUCGUUCCUCACCAUCCUCGUGUUCUAUCUGCCAUCCAACGCAAGAGAAAAGAUAUCCCUCUGUACGUCUGUCCUCGUGUCUCUCACAGUCUUCCUCCUCGUUAUUGAGGAGAUCAUCCCUUCGUCUUCCAAAGUGAUCCCCCUAAUUGGGGAGUACUUGGUCUUCACCAUGUUCUUCGUGACUUUGUCCAUUGUCAUCACUGUCUUUACGAUCAACAUCCACCAUCGGUCCUCCUUCACACACAACACCAUGGCACCCUGGAUUCGCAAGCUCUUCCUCCACAAGCUUCCACAGAUCCUGUGUAUGAGGAGCCGUGUGGACAGAUGCCAAGCUCGCAGCUUCUGCAGGACAGAAGUGAAGAGACACACCUUGGAGGCGGCGCUGGAUUCCAUUCGCUACAUCGCAAAUCACACGAUGAAGGAGAGUAACGUGCGAGAGGUUGUGGAAGACUGGAGGUUCGUAGCCCAGGUGCUGGAUCGAAUGUUCCUCUGGACCUUUCUGUUUGUUUCCAUCCUGGGUUCGAUGCUACUCUUCAUCCCGGUGAUUCAUAAUUGGGCGCAAAUCACCAUUCCUGUGCUGAAAUAG